AUGAAGACCAGCACUUUCGCCGUCGCCCUUCUGGGUCUUUUCCCCGCCGUCUUCGCCGAGACUCUCGCGCCUUCUCCCACUGAGUCUACCGGCUGUGAACCUCACGGUGAUCACUGGCACUGCGAGGCUGCUCGUACCGCUGAGGAGUCUCACGCUGCUGGUGCGACUGAGUCGCUUGCUCCUUCGCCUACUGAGUCCACUGGCUGUGAGCCUCAUGGCGACCACUGGCACUGCGAGGGCGCAAAGUCUACGCUUGCUACCGAGGCUAAGGCUACCACCGAGGCCGAGCACGACCAUGACCACGAUGAGGAUGACCACGAUCACACUGGUACCGAGUCGCUUGCUCCCUCUCCUACUGAGUCCACCGGCUGUGAGCCUCAUGGUGACCACUGGCACUGCGAAGCUGCCAAGACUGGUGCUGAGGCAAAGGCUACCGACGAUGACCAUGAGCACUCUCACGCUUCUGGCGCAACCGAGUCUCUCUCCCCUUCACCCACCGAGUCCGUCGGCUGUGAACCCCACGGCGACCACUGGCACUGCGACGGUCCCGCCACCGCUGCUGCUACUCCCACCGAGAGCGACGCUGCCGCUAUCACCGACAGCGGUGUCGGCGCCCAGAUCAUUCCUUUCGCAGGAAUGGUCGCUGCUGCUGUCCUGGCUCUGUAA
Molecule: messenger RNA, 666 nt
Organism: Fusarium coffeatum
Lineage: Eukaryota; Fungi; Ascomycota; Sordariomycetes; Hypocreales; Nectriaceae
Exons: 3
Coding region: 1-666 (221 amino acids)
Source: RefSeq, a predicted model, not a curated record